Messenger RNA from Hibiscus syriacus, 1729 nucleotides. RefSeq names its product glucan endo-1,3-beta-glucosidase 11-like. Bases 309 to 1520 code for a protein of 403 amino acids. Lineage: Eukaryota; Viridiplantae; Streptophyta; Magnoliopsida; Malvales; Malvaceae. Gene Ontology annotation, biological process: carbohydrate metabolic process. Gene Ontology annotation, cellular component: plasma membrane. The transcript has 4 exons. The record is from RefSeq and is a predicted model, not a curated record. Gene Ontology annotation, molecular function: hydrolase activity, hydrolyzing O-glycosyl compounds.
GAGAAGAGAAGAGGGGCAUUAAUCACCCGAUUCUUAAACCCUCUUCUUUUUUUCUUUUUGCUAAACCCCAAUUGCUUUCGACAACUGCCUGUCGACAUAAAACACUUGCGAGCCUGCGCUCAAUCAUUGCUCUCUCAUCAACUUUCCCACCAGCUCCACUACAGUUGUCGCUCUGAUUUCUAAGCUUAUAACCAAACAACGCACUUUCUUGUUUCAUUGUCUUGUGUUGUGUCAUCUUCAACGCUUUUGGCGACCAAACUUUUAAUUGUCCAUUCAUAGCUUUUUGCUUUACUAUCUGCUCUGUUCUCAUGGAGUUUACUAAAUUCUUCAACUUUGCUUCAGUUGUUCUUGUAAUUUCAGUUUAUUUGUUGGCAGGUAUGGUUAAUUCGAUUGGGAUCAACUAUGGACAAAUAGCAGAUAAUCUUCCACCACCGGAAAACGUAGUGCCGCUGGUGAAAUCCAUCGGGGCCACCAAAGUUAAACUCUACGAUGCGGAUCCCAGAGUACUUAGCUCGUUCGCAAACACUGGCGUCGAAUUCAUCAUCGGUUUAGGCAACGAGGAUUUAGGGAGGAUGCGAGAUCCAAACAAUGCCCAAGCUUGGGUUAAACAAAACGUGCAAGCUCAUUUACCAGACACGAAAAUCACCUGCAUCUUUGUCGGCAACGAGAUUCUCACUUUCAACGACGCUUCUCUCUCCGACAACCUUCUCCCGGCAAUGCAAAGCGUUCACACGGCGCUGGUAAACCUCGGACUCGACAAACAAGUGACUGUCACCACCGCACAUUCCUUAGCCAUCCUUCAAACAUCUUCCCCACCUUCAGCCGGAGCAUUCCGUGAAGAUCUCGUUGAUAUUUUAAGCCAAACUUUGAACUUUCAUCAGAAAACAGGGUCACCUUUUCUGAUUAAUGCGUAUCCGUUCUUUGCUUAUAAGGGAAACCCAAAGCAAGUUUCGUUGGAUUUUGUUCUAUUUCAGCCAAACCAAGGGCUUAUCGAUCCGGCAACGAAUUUGCACUACGACAACAUGUUGUACGCUCAAAUCGACGCCGUUUACUCAGCUUUAGCUUCGUUGGGUUACAAGAAACUACCGGUUCAUAUAUCGGAAACUGGGUGGCCUUCAAAGGGAGACGAAGAUGAAGCCGGAGCAACACCCGAUAAUGCUGAGAAAUACAACGGGAAUUUGAUUAAAUUGAUGUCUAAAAACACAGGGUCGCCAAUGAGACCGGAUUCGGAUCUUAAUAUUUAUGUUUUUGCUUUGUUUAACGAGAAUAUGAAACCAGGACCUACUUCAGAGAGGAAUUAUGGGUUAUUUAAGCCUGAUGGAACGCCGGCCUAUGCUCUUGGAGUUACUAAUAGCAAUGAUUCGACCUCCGGUGGAAGUAUUGGUAAUGGGGUGACGACGCCUUUUUCUCCGACGAGUUCUUCCACUGGUUAUUUGUCUAUCUCUUCAGCGACGGGAAGAUAUGAAUUCGUCGGGCAUGUGUUGAUGGCGUCACUGUUGUUGACAAAAAUAUUGGUGUAGAGAAUUUCAAACUUCAAAGCACUUUUUAUCGGAUAUUGAGGAGGGAUAUCAACUUGGUUGUUAGAGAAAGAAAAGUUAGGUUUGGUGAUUAAGGGGUGUUCAGUAGAGAGGGGCUGCAUCUUAUAAUAGUUGCUAGUGUAGAUGAUGAUUAUUAAUUUGUUGCAUCUUAUACAAUUAUUACUUCAGAUUAUGAUUAGUAAUCAAUUUAC